Messenger RNA from Microtus oregoni (creeping vole), 2008 nucleotides. RefSeq names its product AMMECR1 like (gene Ammecr1l). The transcript is spliced from 8 exons. The coding region runs from base 553 to 1485 and encodes 310 amino acids. The record is from RefSeq and is a predicted model, not a curated record. Lineage: Eukaryota; Metazoa; Chordata; Mammalia; Rodentia; Cricetidae.
CUAAGGCCACGUGACUAGUGGGGCGGUACUCCCAGAGCUCCGGGAUCUCUAUGGUUCUCACCGACUCGCUAGAGGACGUUUGGUCCGCUGGAGGACUCCCUACAUUCUUCCUCCAUUACCUCACUGCCUCCGGUGGCUGCUGGGAUAGAGGAGGACUCGGGUCCCGACUCGACUCAGUCCUCCACCCGCCCCGGGAAUACCUCUAGUUCUCCCCGGCCGCCGCCGCCCCGCCGCUUCCUCCUCUGCCCUCCUGCCGGCCUCCUUCGGGCGUCCUCACCCGCGUUGGGUCUCGGCUUUUCUCGGGAGCCUCCACCCAGACGCAUGGCUCCAUGAAGCAGGAGGAAGAGAAGGCAGAGCGCGAGAGGUCCCGUCCGCCCCGGCCGCGUCUGGGUCAGGAGAAAAGGUAUUGCAAGAAGGAAUGGAAUUGGAAAAAAGAAGAUUCAUGCCAGAGACAAAAUAGCUUUCCUUUCCUAUUGUAGCUGUUUCCUCUGGGACUAUAAACUCUCUACAUUCAGGUUCUGCAGCAUUCCAGAUCGCGAACACCAAAUCAGGAUGGGAAAAAGACGUUGUGUUCCUCCCCUUGAGCCCAAGUUGGCAGCAGGCUGUUGUGGGGUCAAGAAGCCCAAACUAUCUGGAAGUGGAACACACAGUCACGGGAACCAGUCCACAACUGUUCCUGGCUCUAGUUCAGGACCUCUUCAAAACCACCAGCAUGUGGACAGCAGCAGUGGUCGAGAAAAUGGAUCGGACUUAACUCUGGGACCUGGAAACUCUCCUAUCACACGAAUGAAUCCUGCAUCUGGAGCCCUGAGCCCUCUUCCCCGGCCCAAUGGAACUGCCAAUACCACUAAGAAUCUGGUUGUGACUGCAGAAAUGUGCUGCUACUGUUUUGAUGUACUCUACUGUCACCUCUAUGGCUUCCCACAGCCACGACUUCCUAGAUUCACCAAUGACCCCUAUCCUCUCUUUGUGACCUGGAAGACAGGGCGAGACAAGCGGCUUCGUGGCUGUAUUGGGACCUUCUCAGCCAUGAAUCUUCAUUCAGGACUCAGGGAAUACACGCUAACCAGUGCACUUAAGGACAGCCGAUUUCCCCCCCUGACCCGAGAGGAGCUGCCCAAACUUUUCUGUUCUGUCUCCCUCCUUACUAACUUUGAAGAUGCCAGUGAUUACCUGGACUGGGAGGUAGGGGUCCAUGGGAUUCGGAUUGAAUUCAUCAAUGAAAAAGGCAUCAAACGCACAGCCACAUAUUUACCUGAGGUUGCUAAGGAACAAGACUGGGAUCAGAUCCAGACAAUAGACUCCUUGCUCAGGAAAGGUGGCUUUAAGGCUCCAAUUACCAAUGAAUUCAGAAAAUCAAUCAAACUCACCAGGUAUCGAAGUGAGAAGGUGACAAUCAGUUAUGCGGAAUAUAUUGCUUCUCGACAACACUGUUUCCAGAAUGGCACUCUUCAUGCCCCGCCCCUGUACAAUCAUUACUCCUGACACACGGCUACAUGACCAGUCCCACCCCCCUGUGGCCACCAAUGGCUAUGACAUCAUUGGAACAGAUGCCUCCUCUUCCUGGUCCAGUUACUUCUAUUACUGCACCAUUUUAUGAUGCUAGCUUCCGUUGCCAAGUCUGCCUCCUGUUGACUGGAGGGUGUGGGGUUACAUUGAUUGCAACAGAACAUGAGGGGCCCAAGCCUUAUAUCAGCCUUUCCUCAAUCUGGGGUUCUGUUGGAUCAGGGCCCCCUAAUAACAGUGACAAUGGCUGUAUGGGUUUAGAAGACCAUUAUCUGGUGAUUUCCCACAUGUGUUGGCCACACACUGAAAACUGGAAUUGAUGAUGAUCCAUGGAGACUUCCUUCUCAACCCCCACAGGCCACCAGACCAAUGAGGUGUACUCCCCUGGCAGUCUGGGCAACGGAGACCAACAUGAACCACUUUUAGGUUGUUUUAAAUUCCUUUUUUAAAACUUCCAGUUUAUUGUGUACCAAGAGUUGAUCACAACCUCCAUGCUUCAUAA